UCAGUUUAGCUGUUUCGAAGAGAGAGAGAGAGAAAAAAAAAAAAAAAAAAAAAACAGAAACUACAGCAGAAGAAGAGAGGACCAAACCCCGGCUCACCCUGGACUAUGAUAACCACUACACACAGGCCGGUAAUAACGGGACGACAUAACGGCUUAUUGCACAUCUGUAGCGCAUAAUGAAGGCAUCCGCUAUUCUUUACGGCUUUCUUUCCAACGUUUAGCCACAACACUAUUUAUAAAUGCGUCUCCUUUUAGACGCCCUCUGAAGGAAAAAAAGAAAAGAAAAGAGGGGUGGGGGGGAAAGCUAGCUUGUCUGGAAUUGUGUUGAAAAAUCCUCCUCCUGUGGCCUUUGGAGGACAGUGAAGUCAUUUGAGAAGGAGAAGAAGAAGAAGACCCGUCCAGAUCAUCAGCCCUGAUACUUUAACACUGGGAACAGAAGCGACGCUGGGCUUUCUAACCGUUCCAACCAGUCAACAUCGACUCGUCUCUCAUUUCUCCUUCAAAUCUUACAUGGUUUUUCAUUUCUGAGCCGUCAUCUCCGACCCUUUUGUGGGUAUUUAUCCCCCCCUUCCCCUCCUCCCUCCGCCAAAUUAAAGGAUGCCGGAUCAAAUAUCGGUGUCCGAGUUUCUCUCGGAGACAACAGAGGAUUACAAUUCCCCGACAACGUCCAGCUUCACCACCCGCUUGCAGAGCUGCAGGAACACGGUGAACGUGCUGGAGGAGGCGCUGGACCAGGAUCGAACUUCUCUUCAGAAGGUUAAGAAAUCAGUGAAGGCAAUCUACAAUUCAGGUCAAGAUCAUGUGCAGAAUGAAGAAAACUAUGCCCAGGCUCUGGAUAAGUUUGGUAGCAACUUCAUCAGCAGAGACAACCCUGAUCUGGGGACAGCUUUUGUCAAGUUCUCCUCCCUUACCAAGGAGCUGUCUGCCCUGCUGAAGAACCUGCUCCAGAGCCUCAGCCACAAUGUGAUCUUCACCCUGGACUCGCUGCUCAAGGGGGAUUUGAAAGGCGUGAAAGGGGACUUAAAGAAGCCCUUCGACAAAGCGUGGAAGGACUACGAGGCCAAGUUUACAAAGAUAGAGAAGGAGAAGCGGGAGCACGCCAAGCAGCAUGGGAUGAUCCGCACCGAGAUCACCGGGGCUGAGAUCGCAGAGGAGAUGGAGAAGGAGCGCCGCCUGUUCCAGCUGCAGAUGUGUGAGUACCUGAUCAAAGUAAAUGAGAUCAAGACCAAGAAAGGAGUGGACCUCCUGCAAAACCUGAUUAAGUAUUACCACGCACAGUGCAAUUUCUUCCAAGAUGGCUUGAAGACAGCAGAUAAGCUGAAGCAGUACAUCGAGAAGCUGGCAGCUGAUCUCUACAAUAUAAAGCAAACUCAGGAUGAAGAAAAGAAGCAGCUGACUGCUCUGCGAGAUUUGAUCAAGUCCUCCCUCCAGUUGGACCAGAAAGAGGACUCACAGAGUAAGCAAGGUGGCUACAGCAUGCAUCAGCUGCAGGGAAACAAAGAGUUUGGCAGUGAGAAGAAAGGGUACCUGCUGAAGAAGAGUGACGGAUUGAGGAAGGUGUGGCAAAGGAGGCAGUGCUCAGUGAAGGGAGGCAUCCUCACCAUCUCUCAUGCCACAUCCAACAGGCAGCCUGUCAAACUCAACCUGCUCACCUGCCAGGUGAAGCCAAGCUCUGAAGACAGGAAAUGCUUCGACCUAAUUUCGCAUAACAGGACAUAUCACUUCCAAGCUGAAGAUGAACAAGAGUUUGUCAUAUGGAUCUCAGUGUUAACUAACAGCAAGGAGGAGGCUCUAAACAUGGCUUUCCGAGGCGAGCAGAGCAGUGGCGGGGAGGACGGAUUAGAGGACUUGACUAAAGCCAUCAUAGAAGACGUGCUGCGAAUGCCAGGCAACGAGAUCUGCUGCGACUGCGGCGCUGCAGAACCAAAGUGGCUGUCCACCAACCUGGGGAUCCUCACCUGCAUCGAAUGCUCUGGGAUCCACAGAGAGAUGGGGGUCCACAUUUCCCGCAUCCAGUCCAUGGAGCUGGACAAGUUGGGAACCUCAGAACUAUUGCUGGCAAAGAAUGUAGGGAACAGUAGCUUCAAUGAGAUCAUGGAAGCAAACCUUUCCUCCCCUUCACCAAAGCCCAACCCCUCAAGUGACAUGACGGUGAGGAAAGAGUUUAUCAACGCUAAGUAUGUGGACCACAAGUAUGCCAGGAAGACGUGCACGUCGGCUGCGGCUAAGAUGAUCGAGCUGUUUGAGGCCAUCCAGACGCGGGACCUGCUGGCUCUCAUUCAGGUCUACGCUGAGGGGGUGGAGCUAAUGGAGCCUCUGCCGGAGGCGGGACCGGAAGCCGGAGAGACUGCCCUGCACUACGCCGUACGGACUGCAGACCAGACCUCACUGCAUUUGGUGGACUUCCUUGUGCAGAACAGCGGUAACCUGGAUAAGCAGACGGAGUGGGGGAACACCGCCCUGCAUUACUGCUGCAUGUACGAAAAGCCUGAGUGCCUCAAGUUACUCCUAAGAGGCAAACCGGCCACCGACAUCACCAAUCAGAAUGGAGAGACGGCCCUGGAUGUUGCCAGGCGACUGAGGAACACUCAGUGCGAGGAGGCACUUGUUCAGGCCGCAGAGGGGAAGUUCAACCCUCACAUCCACGUGGAGUACGAGUGGAGCCUGCGACUGGAGGAGAUGGACGAGAGCGACGACGACCUUGAUGAUAAGCCCAGUCCCAUCAAGAAGGACCGCUCUCCGAGGCCUCAGAGCUUCUGCCACUCCUCCAGCUUGUCCCCUCACGACAAGCUCUCCCUGCCUGGCUUCAUCAGCCAGAGGGACAAGCAGCAGCGCCUCUCCUACAGCGCAUUCACCAACCAGAUGUACAGCGCCUCCACCGACCUCAGCUCCUCCCCCGUGGCCGACGGGCCGCCGCUGCCACCCAGGAACCAGGGCAAAGGUCAGACAUCUCCUCCCCCAUCCGGCCCUCCCUCCACACUCACACCAGGAGGCAGCUCUACCCUGUCCAAGAAGAGACCUCCGCCCCCACCUCCUGGACACAAACGCACCCUGUCCGACCCACCCAGCCCGCUCUCUCACAGUCCGCACAGUAAAGGGGGCUCAGUAUCCGGGGGAAGCGACUCCACCCCUCCUCCGGUCAGUAAGAUGUCCCCCGUGUCCAACAAGUUUGAGGGCAUUCCUCAGCAGCAGAGCACUACGUCGAGCAACACAAAGUCUACACUCGGUCCAAGGGUUCUUCCCAAACUACCUCAGAAAGUGGCAUUGAGAAAGAUUGACACCAUCCACCAUCCGUCUGUGGACAAGCCCAGCCUUCCUCCAGAGGUCUUCCCAAAGUCUCCGCCAGCAACUGAUGCUGCUCACAAGGCGCCGCUGGCAGAGCGGCCCCAGCUGGGCGACCUGCCCCCAAAACCACAGGUGUCCGAACUUCCCCCGAAACCCGGAGAGCUUCCUCCGAAGCCGCAGCUCUCUGACCUGCCUCCUAAACCUCAGCUGGGAGAUCUGCCGCCCAAACCGCAGCUCAAAGACCUUCCCCCCAAGCCUCACCUGGCAGACAUCCCUCCUAAACCCGGGACAUCUGACGCCACCCCCAGGCCCCCUUCUGGAGAUUCAGUACAGAGGCCACAAUCGCAGCCUCCCCCUCCACCUCAGACUCAGCCGCAGGACUCGCCGUCACCCAACCAACAGGCAAACAUCCCAACUCCAUCCCAGCAGGCUGCCGAGGACACUAAUGGGACCCCACCAGGGACAGCGGAGACUCCUGUGCCCCUCCCGAGGAAAAUCAAUACAGGGAAGAAUAAAACCAGGCGGGUGAAGACCAUCUACGACUGUCAGGCCGACAACGACGAUGAGCUGACGUUUGCCGAAGGAGAGGUGAUCAUAGUAACAGGGGAGGAGGACCAGGAGUGGUGGAUCGGACACAUCGAGGGAGAACCUGAAAGAAAAGGCGUCUUCCCCAUGUCCUUUGUGCACAUCCUGAGUGACUGACAGCCAGACUUGCACUACGUUUCUCCCUAAACUGGGAUUUAAUGUAAAUAUCUUAAUCGCACACCAGUAACCCCCCGCCUCCCCCAAAGAAAAAUAGAAAAUAAAGAAAAACCCAGCAGGCUCAUCUAGACCCGGAUGCCACAUCCACGCUGUACAAAGAAUGUGUGUAUUCCUCCUCUACCAGUAUUAUCUUAACCCCUAUAGCAUGGCCGGAGACGGAGCCACUCUAAAAAACAAACCCUAGCACUUACCUAGAAGUCUAUGUUUAUGCUGUUCCUGUGUAUAUAUGUAUGUAAAUAUAUAUAUUUGUGUGUGAGUGUACAUACAUGUUUUAUUGUACAAAACAUGUACCGCUCUCUGCCUGCUCCAUCAAGCGUCAGGUUGGUAGAGCGUGAAUUUUAUCUGUAUUAAUUUCACCGGCCCUCCAGUAAUUAUCAACCUAUACUUGUGUGGGGGGUGGGGUGGGUUGGGGGGGAUAGAUAUGAAAUCGAAUGUGAAAUAGGUCAUGUCAUUAUUUGUCUUGCAUCCCUGUUUACCAUCGUAGAGGCAGGAGUCUCCCGCUGAAAAGUAUUCUCAUUAAGUGUACUCCUUGUUCUUGCUUGCUUUUGGUGUGUUACAUGUAUUACGGUUGUUUUUUUUUUUUUAUUACCGUACAGAAACCUGCUGCUACUGCGUGGUUGG
Cyprinodon variegatus (sheepshead minnow) is the source of this 4668-nucleotide messenger RNA. RefSeq names its product ArfGAP with SH3 domain, ankyrin repeat and PH domain 1 (gene asap1b). Gene Ontology annotation, molecular function: protein binding; GTPase activator activity. The transcript has 28 exons. The coding region runs from base 598 to 3987 and encodes 1129 amino acids. Gene Ontology annotation, biological process: positive regulation of GTPase activity. Gene Ontology annotation, cellular component: cytoplasm. The record is from RefSeq and is a predicted model, not a curated record. Lineage: Eukaryota; Metazoa; Chordata; Actinopteri; Cyprinodontiformes; Cyprinodontidae.